CGUUUUCUGGUUUUAGUCAUGCCCUCAAUCACAUUGCCUAAAUUGUACAGUACCUUAACAAAGAUUUGAUAAAAUUGAAGAUGCCAAGGCGAAAAGCAGAAAAUGGAGAGGAACCAUCUAAGAAGAGGCCUCGUGUGUCCAGCACAGAGAUCCAGGGUUCUGUGGUGCAGUUUGAAUGGGAGGGGGAUGGAGGCAUAUGGACGGCCUUCAAUGAAGGCCACAAUGGCACCCUCGUUACUGGAUACAACAGUUUAAAACCUGGUGAUGAAAAACAACAGGUUGUGCUCGAAGUUGGUUCAGAUGUCAUUUUGUUGGUGAAAUUCAAACAAAUGGUUCAGAAGAACAAGAAGACCGGAUGGGAGAGACGUAUACGCUGUUCUGUGCAAGACUCUGAUGGAGAUUUCUAUGUGUGGCAGUGGGAAGAUGAGAGAGGUAAGUGGAACAGUUAUGAUACAGCGUGUAGCUGCAGCUUGGAGGACGCUAGCAGGGGUGGGGAGACUGAGGCAGCCAUCUCAGCUUGUGGCCGAUCUUACACAGUGGACCUGACCAACAAGGAACAAGUCAAUGAUGAUACUGCAGUCGUCAGGAAAGUCAGGAGGGUGAAGACAGAUGCUAAAGUUGAGCCAGUGACAAGGAAGUCUGGAGGGCGAAAGAGUUCAUCAAGGGAGACAGCUACAGAUGAGAACCAGACUAAUGGUAAAAAGAUUAAGAUUGAACCAGAUGAAAAUGGAGAAACUACCAAAUCUGGAUCUGGAAAGAGCAAGUCUGACAGAAAGAAAUCACGCCAUGAAAUGGAAAUGGAGGGCAAAGAGAUAGUGAAGACUGUGGUGUUGACUGGUAAAGCUCCAGUAGAUCCUGAAUGCAGUCUGGCAGGGAAGGCGCGGGUAUUCUGUGAAGGAAAGGAUGUCUGGGAUUGUAUGCUUAACCAGACUAAUAUAUGUAACAACAACAACAAAUACUUCCUUAUACAACUACUCCAAGAAGAAGGAAAGAAAAUGUUCUAUGUGUGGCUAAGGUGGGGUCGUGUGGGCUAUGCUGGCCAAAACAACCUGGUGCCGUGUGGGUCAGACAUUGAAAAGGCGAAACAGAUUUUCUCCAAAAAGUUUCAAGACAAGACCAAGAACAGUUGGGAUAUGAGAGAUUGUUUUGAAAAGGUGGCAGGAAAGUAUGACAUGCUUAAAAUGGAUUACAAGCCUAAGGAAGGAGACAAGGCUGGUGGGGACACCUUGAAGAGAGAACCCAGUGAGAAAGUUCCAGAUUCCAAACUGGAAGCUAAAUUACAGGACCUUAUCAGGCUGAUCUGUGAUGUUAGCUUAAUGGAGGAAGCUGUUAUUGAGAUGAAAUACGAUGCCAAAAAAGCACCUUUAGGAAAAUUGACCAAAGAUCAGAUAAAAGCUGGGUACUCUGCCUUGAAGAAAAUAGACUUCUGUAUUCAGAAAGGUGAAAUUGGCAGAGCAUUGGAACAGGCAUGCAGUGAAUUCUAUACACGAAUACCCCAUGAUUUUGGGAUGAGGCAACCACCAUUAAUCCGCACAAAACAAUGUCUGAAAGAGAAGAUUCAGCUGCUUGAGGCGCUGGACGACAUCGAGGUGGCUAUGAGAACUCUUGAGACAGGUGAUAUGUCAAUCAACCCUGUGGAUCGUCAUUAUCAGUCACUUCACUGUGACCUGUCCGUCAUGGACAAACAGUCUGAGGAUUUCCAGCUGAUUGAACAGUACCUGCAGAAUACACAUGCGAAGACUCACAGUCAGUACAAGAUGAAGGUGAUAGAUGUUUUUGAGUGCAAGAAAGAAAAUGAAGAGAAAAACUUUAAAGACUGUGGGAACAGGAUGUUGUUGUGGCAUGGAUCACGUCUGACCAACUGGAUGGGGAUCCUUAGCCAGGGGUUGAAGAUCGCACCCCCAGAGGCACCUGUUACAGGAUACAUGUUUGGUAAAGGUGUAUAUUUUGCUGACAUGUCCAGUAAAAGUGCCAACUACUGUUUUGCUUCGCCAGCCAAAAACACAGGAAUUGUCCUCCUCUGUGAAGUGUCACUUGGCAAGUGUAAUGAACUCAUGGCUGCUGACUACAACGCACACAAACUCCCCAGCGGUACCCACAGUGUCAAGGGCAUGGGAUCCAUCGCACCUGAUCCUAAGGGUUAUCACACCAUGUCUGAUGGUGUUGUGGUGCCCAUGGGUAAAGCCAAAGACACUGGUGUUCGCAACCCAAAUGGUUAUACGCUGAACUACAAUGAGUUCAUCGUGUACGAUACCCGACAGAUUAAGAUGAGAUAUCUGGUGGAAACACAGUUUGACUUCAGAUGAAACCAUUAAGACACUGCCUCAGUGAUAAACAGUGACUGACUUACAUGUAGCUUUACAGAGUGGAGAAGAAGAAUUAAGAGCAGUUCUUGUGCCCACAGUGCAUCGUCUUGUUACUGUUGGUAGCUUCUGUAGAAAGCUGUGAAGAAUUAUUUGUGUUUGUUUUUCAAAUCCACACAUACUUCUGUACAAAUACAAAAAAGCGGUUCUUGUGUCCGUAGAGAUACCUCUAAUUGUGAACUGUUUGUAGUUACUGUGUAAUCUAUAAGAAUGAUUUCUUUUUUUCAAACACACAAAGACUUGUAUACAAGCAUAGUCAUUGGGGAAGAGAUCCUUGGUUUUUCUAUAUACCGGAGCAAUCAGUGUCUGUAAUGUUGCAAUAGGGCAGGAAAUAAGAAGCUUUAGUUGAUGAUUCUAUGAAUGACACAUUUCAUGCACUGGUAGAGUAUAAUGCAUGUUGUUUAACUAUACUGUCCAUUUUAGCAUAUCAGACUUAUAUACAUAAGUUUAUGUAUUUCAAAAAGUACCACCAUAUUGGUAAACAUUAUGUUACAUUGUACGGUGUUCAGUUGUAAGGUUCAAGAUGAUGGGGCCAAUGUAGCCAUGAGUGAGCAUAUCAUAGGUUCCCUCCUCCCCCCACUCCCUUCGGGAGGUGCACAUUUUCCUUUGUCAUGAAGAGAAAUAGCCUAAAAUUUAAUUGCAUGCCCAUUCAUGUAUUAGGUGAUUCAAAAGCAUUCUGUGGAGCCUGUAUUGUUGCUUUGUGGCUGCUCUUUCUCCUUCUGUAUUGUAGGGGUCCAGUGAAUUACCGCACGGAUACCAAAUAGAUCUAUUGAGGCAGUAAUUACCUUAUUCUUAGCAUUUUGUACUAUUUGGGCCACUUCUUGCAGUACCUAUGAACCCAUGAGUCUUAUAGGGAAGAGUAACACAACCAGUACAAGAUCAUCAUGCCCAGGGAGGGGCAAACUUAGCAACAUGAAAUUCACAAAUAUGGUGUUCAAUAACAACCAAAGAGAAUGAAAAUCAACAUACGGUAUUGACUAAUUAUUGGACAGCUUGGUGUCUGUCUGCUGUUGCUUGGUACUUGUAUACAUAGUAUUUUAGUGAGGAAGCACUGAAUAUGGUGAGGGGUCUGUCGCUUAGUUGGCUAGUGAGAGACCCAGGAGCCUCUUACCAAUGCAGUCCCUGUGAGUUCAAGUUCAGCUCAUGCUGGCAUCCUCUCUUGCCGUAAGUGGAAGGGCCUGUCGGCAACCUGCCAAUGGUCGAGGGUUUCCUAUGGACUCGGCUUGGUUUCCUCCUACCAUAGUGCUGACUGCCAUCAUAUAAGUAAAAUAUUUUUGAGUAGAGUGUAAAAUGCCAAUAGAAUAAAUAAAUAUGGUAUUGGGUGGUACAUGUAUACAUAGUGUUUCAGUGAGGAAGCACUAAAUAUGCAAGAAUAACAACUUCAGAAAGGAGGUGCUGUGAUGAUAUUGCCGAAAUUAUGUUGAAAGUGUUAAAGAUUAAACUAAAAAUUUGUACAAUAUUGAGUGCACUUGCUUUAGAGAUGGAUGUGGCAUUGUUUUAUUCGUCUGUACUGUAGAUAGUUUAGUCAGUGUCCAGAAGACUUGACUAGAGAAAGAAGCGAACUCUUUCCUCUCUGCACGAGAUACCAGAACAGAAAUUCUUCCUUUUUUUUAAAAAAAUUCGGUGUAUGCAAUUGUGUGCAAUUAUCUCUUUCUCUCACGUUGCAUGAUUAGCCGUUGAAAUCGAUUUCUGCUUAAUGUUUUGUACCACAUUAACAGAAUUUCAUUCGUAAGAGUCAUCUUUAAUGCCUUCUGAUCUGAAGUGGUUGCGUCAGAGGUGACGUGAAUAUACUAUUGCUGUGACUUUGAAUCAGGCUUCUUUGACCUUGAAGAGCAGAACACAAAAAUAGGCAGAAAAGGUUUCUUGUUGGGCCGUCUCAGUUUCGUGAGAAGUGUUGUUGUACCCGGUAAUGCUUCUCAUUUGAAGAGAGCCAAAUUCUUGCAAUCCUUGGCAUUUUUUCUGGGUACAACAAGCCAGUCCUUCUGAUUCUUCUUCAGCAUUUAAUGAUAUAAAUGGACUGUGUAUUUUAAUCUGCUUACUGGUUGACAUGACCGAACUAAAUCACUUGGCCUUAUGCACAUUGUGUAAAUUUUUGGAUUAUGAUCGUUUUUUUUUUUUUCUCCACGGAUGUAUAGUCGUUAGCCAUGAUAAGCUGUAUAUCAAAACAUUCUGUCGUUGUUUGCCUUUGAUGUCUGUAUAUCUUUACAGAAGUAAAUCUGUAAUUCCUUCAAACUU
Liolophura sinensis is the source of this 4598-nucleotide messenger RNA. RefSeq names its product poly [ADP-ribose] polymerase 2-like. NCBI's taxonomy places the organism in Eukaryota, Metazoa, Mollusca, Polyplacophora, Chitonida, Chitonidae. Gene Ontology annotation, cellular component: nucleolus. Gene Ontology annotation, molecular function: NAD+ poly-ADP-ribosyltransferase activity; zinc ion binding. The record is from RefSeq and is a predicted model, not a curated record. Gene Ontology annotation, biological process: double-strand break repair; protein poly-ADP-ribosylation. The transcript has 17 exons. Bases 81 to 2306 code for a protein of 741 amino acids.